This is a messenger RNA of Trichomycterus rosablanca, 4769 nucleotides long. RefSeq names its product ring finger protein 11b (gene rnf11b). Bases 316 to 780 code for a protein of 154 amino acids. Gene Ontology annotation, cellular component: ubiquitin ligase complex. Gene Ontology annotation, biological process: ubiquitin-dependent protein catabolic process. NCBI's taxonomy places the organism in Eukaryota, Metazoa, Chordata, Actinopteri, Siluriformes, Trichomycteridae. Gene Ontology annotation, molecular function: ubiquitin protein ligase activity. The transcript has 3 exons. The record is from RefSeq and is a predicted model, not a curated record.
GUCGAUAUUGUGGAAUUUAUCAAACAAGAAGCUUUAACCUGCCAAACCCGUCAAACCAACAGAUAGAUAUUUAACUUAUUUACUCUGCGUGUAAAGCCAGUUGUGUUUGAUUAAGGAAAAGAGAGUUUCUUUGUGUGUUGUGCUUGCGGAAGGCUGCUAGUUGAGGCAGCUCUUUGUGUCGACAUGGUUUGUUGUUGUUGAGAGGCUCUCCGCUCACCCUGAUCUGGCACAUCUGCGCUUCAGAGACUAAACCGAGUGUCUGGAGUUUAAAAAGUAGAAUCAGGACAAUCACAACAGCGAGGUGUCGGAGAGGUAAUGGGCAACUGUCUGAAAUCCCCUACUUCAGAUGACAUCUCUUUGCUUCAUGAGUCGCAGUCAGACAGAGCCAGCUUUGGGGAUGGCACCGAUCCGGAUCAGGAACCUCCACCACCUUACCAGGAGCAGAUUCAUGUGCCCGUGUACCACCCCACUCCAAGUCAGACUCGGUUGGCAACCCAGUUGACAGAGGAAGAACAAAUUCGCAUUGCCCAGAGGAUUGGUCUCAUUCAACAUCUUCCAAAGGGAGUGUUUGACCCAGGCUGUGAUGGCACUGAGAAGAAAAUACGAGAGUGUGUGAUUUGCAUGCUGGAUUUUGUAUACGGAGAUCCAAUCCGGUUCCUGCCCUGCAUGCACAUCUACCACAUGGACUGUAUCGAUGACUGGCUGAUGCGAUCCUUUACCUGCCCCUCCUGUAUGGAACCUGUGGAUGCUGCACUGCUCUCCUCCUACGAAACCAACUGAACUUAAGCCUCUUAUCUUCACUCUGUACAUACACCGACACACAUAAAACACUCAUUAUAUAAAGUACACAUAAGCAGACACAAAGCCCAAGACCUGCCCAUAAUUUUUUAAUUCGUCCAUUAAACAGUGGGCAGGUUGGAGCUUGACACAUUAAAAUACUGGGGAAAAUGAAAGCAGAAAAUGCUCUGCUGGGUUGUCCUGCUGGACAGGGGAACCUGCAGCUGUUCGAGUAACUGUUUCUAACAUCAUGACAUCCCAGACUUACACCAUUUUGCUGUGGCACCUAUUGCACUGGAAGGCAUCAACUAGUAGAAAAGCAGAAAAGAUUGAAAGGGGACAAUGCAAUUAGUCUUUGCCCCUUUCACUGUGUGUAAUACAGUGAGGAGUGGGGUGCGUUUUCCUUUUCCUCUUGUUUUCUUCCUCUUGUUUCUUUAAGGGCUUGUCUUAAUUUGAGCAGAAAAAAAAGACUGAAAUGAUGAAACAUCUUGCACACAUAAAAAAAAUCUUGAUAUUUGCACUUUUCCUAGACGUUUUCCCUGUACAUCUAGGGUCGUGUGUAACGCCUACAACUCAUUCCAUUUCGCUCACAGCCUCCAACUGUCCCUUAAGUUUGCUACUACUAUAUUCACAUGCUUUAGGAAAAGUUGGGAAGUCUAACCCUCUCAUUGUUAGUCAUGACCAAUAUACCUGAAUGUCAGUUUAAGUAACAAGUGGUGCUUUUUAUUCAUUUUGGGCACAUAUGGUGCAGUUGGUGCAGGUCAUGUAACUAGACAGUGAAAGGCCUUGUGCUCUAGCACAGUGGGUCUGAAAUGAAACUGACAGUGCAGGCUGUAUAAUACCAUUUAUAUGAAUACACAUUUAUUUAAAGUGAAUAAUACAGCUUCUACACACCUUCUGUUGUUUUAAAAUGUUUCCAACCAGCUAGCUGGAGACCAGUAGAAGACCAUGAUUUAAUUGGUACUGGUCUUCACUGCAUGGCGGUAUGAUCAUUAAUCUUCCUGAGUGAGAGGGGAGAAGUGAAACUAGUGUUUUAGAAAUACUUUAGUAACUCUAUUGACUGUCCAUAUGUUGGACGGCCCUCUGUGAGCAUCCACUGCUGGCUGGUGCAAAAACAGUGGCCGGCAACUACAUCGGAGUCUGUUGGAGAGUGCAUGCGCUGCUCUGUGGCUCACGUCUGCCAGCGUGAGGUGUAAUCUGGAAAUGGAAACAGCUAGAUUUUGAAAACAAGUGAGGAACUCUAAUAUACUCUAAAUAUAGGUUGAAGUUGGUUAGUUAGCCAGUUACGCUUGCCAGUUGCCAAGCUCACGCUUUACGCCUGGUGAUUUGUAACUGUAACAAGGCACAGUAACAUUGUGCCCAGCAGCUGCUACAAUGCUUUCCUUUACAGCACAGCUUUCUUUAUUUUAGAUUUGCCAAUGUACAAAGUACUUCCCCAGCCCAUCCCAAGCUGCUUUGCUAUAAUUAAUUCGAUUCGACUUUAUGGAAAUAGAAGAAUGAAGGCAGACGUACAUGACAGAACAUUAGCAGUAUCUGUUGGUCAGAUAAUUUAUGAUUUACUGUAUGUGUUAAUUAUUGAAAUUAUAUUCAUUUUAUUCGAUCCCCCUAAAUAUAAGGAUGUAUAAAGGGCUGUAAUUUCUGUAUCAUUUAAAAUAUGGACUUAAAAAAAGCUGUCAUUUUAUUUUUUCACCACUUAGUCGUUUUCAUUUCACAACCCCUGACAAGGUGCUGGACUACAAAACCAACUUAACAAAACCUUAAACACUUUACAGUUACUUAUAGACUGAAAUCUACACCUACAUGAGGUCUUACAUUAUGUGAAAGAACACAUGCUUCUAGAUGCGCUGGUGGAUAAACUUGAGAUGUGAUCUGUGAGUGUGAUUGGAGAGUAAGAAAAUUCUCAUUUUAAAGGCACUGUAGCCAAUGUAGUGCUGCCAGAUUAUCACUUAAUCAGUUCUUUAGGUUUAAGACUUGUAUUUUUUACUUUUGUUUGUAUUUUAUUCUCCUGUUGUGCUAGUCUGUCACCAGAAUCAAAUGAUUAUGAUUUAUUUAAAUGCAAGAUCAGUGGAGUAAUAAAAUGCACAGCUGUUGGAACACCAGCAGUCCUGUUUUUGCUAUUUUUUUUGCAUUAUUGCUUGUUAGAAAUAUGUUGUAUUUAUUAGAAAUAAAGUAAAGAUGUGUAAAGAUUCUUUGAGGUGCAAUGAACACUCGUGUUAAAGGUAACAUCUGGGGAUUUACUGUGUGUAAUACACACUUUCAUUUAUUAUUGCUUACAUAUACAGUUGCAAUUGGGAAAUUCAAACCCCCCCUCCUGCUGAGCUUGAUUUGCUUUAAAUGAAGUCUUUUUUCAGCAAAGACUGAAACAGCAAAUGAACAAAUAAAAUAAAUGAGGUAGUGUUUAGGUAAUUAUGCCAAGUAACGGUUAUUCAACUCUUCAAGAGCCAAGAGUUAAGCUGUGUUGCAAUCAUGGUGAAACUAAGGAUAUGUCACAAAAGUUAGGAGAGGAGAUCAUUUCAUUGCAUCAAUAAAAUAAGACUUUGAACAUUCCCAGAGGCACAAUUGGAUGUAUUGUCCAGAAGUUUUAAACUUAUGGUGCAGCAACAAACCUGUCUGGCCAUAAGAGAAAGCCCAAAGGCUUUAGCAGUUUCAUCAAGACAAUUAAGACAACCCCCUGUGUACCUGCAAAAGAUUUACUGGAUGACCUGAUAAAGGCUGGGACAAAUAUGUCAGCGCGAACCAUGAGAAGGUCACUUAACAACCACGGAUGUCAUGGCUGGACUCCAGAACGCAUGUCAAUCUUGACGAAGAAGCACAAAAGGGCUGACUGAAAUACAGCAGAGGGAAUUUGGAUAGGACUGUAGACUUAAUGGGACACAGGUCUAUAGCAAGACAACAAUCCCAAACACACUUCCAAGGCAAGCGAAGUUUGGUUAAGAAAUCAGUCCUGGAAUAUCCUGGAGUGGCCUUCUCUUCUUUAGAUUUAAAUCCCAUAGAAAAUAUUUGGUGGGAUUUAAAGAAAACGGUUGCAACAUACAAGGCAUCAAACCUCAAUGAGCUGGAGGAAGCACAACAAGAAUGGAUAAACAGUCCACAAAAGAGCUGUCAGAAGCUUGUUAGCACUAAAAUGUACCAAAGUGUAUCAGAAGUUUCACCAAGUAGUGACACUGGGAAUUGAAUAAUAUUGCACAUGAUCAUUUAUCAAUAUCACUUUAACUCAAAAUUAUAUUAUCAAAAUGCCUUAUUUGUAUCAAUAAAUAUUUUUGCCAUUUACUGAGACGACCUCUUUUCUAUUUUUAUUCAAUUCUGCACAUAUGACUAUAGUACCCUUUGGGGGGGUUGGGGGGAAUUUUUCAGAUUGCAACUGUACACCAUAGUGACUCAAUACAAAUAAGUUACCACAUCAUUAACCAUGUGUCACUUUCAUUUAGUUUCUGUUGCUUUGUUGUUUGCGUAACUGUCUUUAUGUUAAAUCAUAUACAAUUAUAAUUAUGUUCUUAUUGUACAUGUACAUAUGCUUUAUGAAUUUUUAUUGUUUUAAUCAACCUUAUUGGAAGGUUAUUAAGUAUCAUGUAUCUGCUGAUUACAGUCAGUUUAAACCAGUGGCUCAACUCUAGCUCAAACAGCAGCAGAAAGCACUUAUUUCUUAAUACAGAUACUGUACUGUGUUAUAUAUUAGAUGUGUUAUAACCUUUGCAGAAUUAAAGCAGUGCAAAGGUGAAUUGACAUCUGAGUUAUACGGGCAGGCAUGAGCUAAAACUAAUUAUCAAAAUGUCCCUUGAUAUACUUUGUAAAAUCCUUAGUUUGAUCAAAUUCUAUUCCCUUGUGUAUUGUAAUUACAUGGUAGUAUAACGCAUGACUAAAGUGAAGGAAGUCAAAACCUGUUUCUCUGCUUGAGAUAGAGUUGUUCUCUCAUCCUGUUACCAAACCUUAUCCCCAAACAUGUAACCAGAAUAAACAGAUGUGGCUGCUAUUAAAGGUUUUUAGUUUUACCA